UUCCAUAGAUUUCCAUGGCAUGGUCACACCGCCCAUGACGACUUUACACAAAUCAUAAUAAUAAUAAUAAAAAGUAGCCGAAAAUAAUGCACAAUUAACGCGAUCCGACGGAAGCUACGCGGUGACCCACAUGCUGUAGCAUGGACAAACUCCGAGGCGGCAGCCUGGUCGGUGGCGGCAGUGGAUCCUCCAGUGUCGUGGGAUCAACGACUCCGGGACCGGAGCACCAGCAACUGGAACAGUAUCCUAAAAACCUGAUCGAGCAAUAUCUAAGGGCCUCCAGCAAGAUUAAGAAGUUCGAGCGGUCCGGCUUCUUCAAACGCUUUGCACCCAGCGUGGUAGAUGUGCAGGCGGACUUCCAACGACUGGCCUACAGCUUCGAGGAGUCGGGCAUCCUUCAGUAUGCGGCCAUGUGCCACAUAGGCUACGCCAAGUGCGAAUCCUAUGGCGGAUCUCCUCAACGUGAAUCGGAGGCCUACCUGAGAGCAGCAAGAUCCUUCCUGGGAGCACACAAUGAAUCUGGACAGCUGCACCUGCGCACCCGGAGCUCGGGUUUCCGAGAGGGGGCGCUCCACUGCUAUCAUCGUGCCGCUGAACGAGCGGUGGACGGAUGCGUCUUCAAGGCAGCUAUUUUACGAGAGCUAAAACAGUUGCAACGCCAGUUGGACAGCACCAGCAGCUUCGCUUCGCCCACGCAUCAGAUUCAUGACCUAGAAAUCAGCGCCGAGACGUGUGGGCAGCGCGGCGACUUCCGGAGUGCACUGCAGCACUAUGAUGACAUUGUGGACAAUGUCUACGAAAGGCGCGGUGCUCGCAUGUACGGAGAAUUAUUAAGACGCGUAGAGGUAUUACGUCUGCUGCUCCUCGUCCAUUUAAAUCUGCCGCCUGCACGCCAGUCUCCUGCCCACAUCAAGCUGAUCGAGUACUACUAUAAUCUAGCCCAAUUCGAGGCGUAUCCUUGCUCGGCGGACGAUGGCGGAUCAGUGGAGCGUCCGGGUGCAUUUGUACCGGAGCAACAGCAGUAUGCUCUAGCGGAGAUAACGUGUGCCUGGGUGGAGCGCAAUAUGUGCGAUCUAAAGCACCUGCUUCGCGACUUCGGAGCGGAAUUUGGAGCCCUGAGUGGCGUGGAAAGGCAGCUUCUUACGGUUAUGCAUGCCAACUUGUCCAGAAGCUACUAGAAUCUAGACAUAAGAUCGUACUGUACAUUAUAUACUACUGGAUCAUUACCACUGAAUAGCACAUGUAACUAUCGCUUAAGUGUAACCAAGUCUACCAACUAACCUUUGAACGUGCCUACACGCAUUAAAAACUUUAAUAAACGAAAGACCAGGUGAAUGCAGCAAUAAACGAGACGGUGCGAAACGCAAUGAUAUGUAAUGUAACAUUUAAACAAAACCAUUUGAGAUUUGUACAAUAAAUAAUAGAAUGCGAAUGGA
Messenger RNA from Drosophila eugracilis, 1436 nucleotides. RefSeq lists its product as uncharacterized. The transcript has 2 exons. Gene Ontology annotation, cellular component: early endosome. The record is from RefSeq and is a predicted model, not a curated record. Bases 141 to 1178 code for a protein of 345 amino acids. Lineage: Eukaryota; Metazoa; Arthropoda; Insecta; Diptera; Drosophilidae. Gene Ontology annotation, biological process: vesicle cytoskeletal trafficking.